Durusdinium trenchii is the source of this 760-nucleotide messenger RNA. The record is from the annotation of a GenBank genome assembly. Lineage: Eukaryota; Dinophyceae; Suessiales; Symbiodiniaceae.
CAAGUUCUAGCGUAGAAAAGGGCGCGCGGUUCGCUUUUGCGGCUUCUUUGAUUUCUCUUUCAUUCGCGCUGCCACCUUUCCUUCACCUAUACUUCUGCCCUUUGCUUUGCUUUUGUCCAGCCCAGGUUUCAACCUAAAGCACACAAUAGCACUCACUUGUCGCUCUUUGGUUCUCCAGAAUGAGCAACUCUAGGCGGCGCACUGCAUGGACAGACUACAAGAUCGACGAAGACUGCCACGGCCAAGAUAAAGACGCCGAAGAGUUGCGGCAGAGAUUGUCGCGGCAGUCCACUGCUGAGACAGAUCUUGGGCGGGCUUGCGGCGUGGCUCGACCGGGCUGGGAUCCCUUGGGCCUUGCCGACGAAUCUGAACUGGAUAGCUUGGUCUCCAAGCUCGAGCCCCCUCUCCCGGCUGAAGACACGACCUUUGACUGGACCAUAGUGGCCAUAAGCCGUGAGGUGGAACUCAAGAAUGGCCGCAGCGCAAUGUUCGCCUGCCUGGGCUACAUCAUGCUGGAGUGAGGACUUCCGCCCUCCUUGGGCUGGCACAGAGAUGUUCCUGAUGAAGAAGAGAGACCCUGGCCCUGUCCCAAAAAGUUUAUUCACGUGAUUUGGCUGCAGUCAAGAGUUUCCAGUUUGUAGAAUGAGAUGGUUGCGUGUGUCCUGUGAGGCAAGCUGAGUGUGUCCCGGAAUGCCGCAUUUUGCAGUCCGGCGAAUACAGUUAUACGAAGCCAAUACCGUUCACAGAGUUUUUUUAUAUG